This is a messenger RNA of Penaeus monodon (black tiger shrimp), 1838 nucleotides long. RefSeq lists its product as uncharacterized. Gene Ontology annotation, cellular component: membrane. Lineage: Eukaryota; Metazoa; Arthropoda; Malacostraca; Decapoda; Penaeidae. Gene Ontology annotation, biological process: positive regulation of GTPase activity; signal transduction; protein phosphorylation. Gene Ontology annotation, molecular function: protein serine/threonine kinase activity; GTPase activator activity. The record is from RefSeq and is a predicted model, not a curated record.
UUUGUUUACUUCAGUCUGGUCUGAGCAAGUGUGAUGAGAGGAUUAAUGCCGCUCUCGGUCGAACGUGAGAUGUGAGUGUUUGAAGUGAUUGUAAGUGAAAUCGAAUGAUGUUCCUUGUAGUGUAUCGUAGGUGAGGGAUGAGGCAUUGGGCAUCGUCAUGAGCGUGUUUAGCGAGUUCCAUAAGGCCUGGCGAGCCAGAUUCCCCGGGAAUGAUCUGCCGGCGGCGUGGGAGGAGGAUGUUCGUGCCAAUCUGUCCAAGCAUCGCGCGCGUGUGGCUCUCCUGAAGGAGGAACUGGAGAAGGAACAGUUUUACGUGGAAUACCUGGAGUGCCUGCUGAACGACGUCCAGCUGCAGAAAAGGAAUGAGGGUGACGCUGGCGAGUUCUCGAGCCAACGAGUCGAGGAGGAGGAGCGAGGCCAAGGGGAGGGCAGCGAGGGGGCAGCCCCUGUGUUCCCCGGCGGCGUGGAUUCCGCCGUCACCCAGGCCAUAAACACCAUGAUGGUGCAGCGCCGCGGCCAGCCCAGCAAAGGGCACAUCUCGCCCACCCAGGACGGCGACGAGGCAGAGGCGAAGGAGAGGGAGCCCUCGCAAGGAGAGGAGGCGGCCAAGAGCGAAGGAGCCAAGUCAGCGAUGUUGUCGGACGAGGAGGACGGCUCCCCCCUGGCGCCCAUCACUCCUCUGGCUGCAGCCCCUCCCUCGGGCGGCAGCACCGUCAAGGACCUUGCACGGCGGUUCACAGCUUCAGGCAUGGUGUCUCCUGGCAUGAGCGGCGCAGGACGCCCUCCAGCCUACAACCGCUCCACCUCCGUCCCUGCCUCGUCGGGAGGAUCCGGGGCCAAAGAAUCACAGUUCGUAACUGUCAUCUCCGUGAACGGGGCGGGGCAGAGUGAAGACUCCCGAGGAAGAAAGGUUCCCCCAGCGCCUCCCCCGAAGACGUUUCGCCGGUCCACAGGCGCCGAGGGUGAAGGUGACAUCAAGAUCGUGCCUUCAUCUCCCGGCUUGUCGCGUCCUCCUCAUGCCGCCCCUCGUUCCCCCCAGCGCCCCCGACACCCCUCCCCCGUCAGGGACUCCCAGAGCACCCCAACCAAGAGUCCUUUGCAGAAGACACUCUCCGCCUCGAGCGACGGCCGCCCUUCCUCGGGAAAGGAGCCGCACAAGUCCCCCCAGUCGGGCCGAGACUUGCAGAAGUCACCCUCCAACUCGAAGGAGCUGCAGAAGUCGCCGUCGAGUGCGUCUUCUUCCACCGGAAGUCUUGGCAAGAAAUGCGUGUCGAAGUCUUCGUCCAGUGCUUCCUCGAGCGCCGGAAGUGGGGCUGCUCCUCGCCGCGUCGGCUUGAGCAAGACCUCUUCGUUGUCCUCCUCGAGGUGUGGCGAGGAUGAGGAUGAGGUUGGCGGCGGGUCGGCCUCAGGAGCCUCCCUCGAGAACCUGACGGAUGACGAGCCUCUGUACGACACGGUUGCUCCCGACGAGGACGAGGAUACGGGCGAGUAUGUCCUGCUCUCCGACAAGAGCUCCGAGUACAACGGCACAGACACUCUCAAGUCGGCGGCCUCGGGGGCGUCGAGCGAGGGCGGCCUCAGCAAGUCCGGUGGAGGUGCGUCCUCAGGAGCCACGCCUUCGGGAGGCUCACCUGCACCGGAUCACCCUCCGGACUCCCCGAAAUACUCCAACUACGUCAACAUUGACUUUUUCCUCAAAAAGAAAAAGGCUCGAGGACGACCCGUGCAGCGGAGUGACAGCGUCGAGUCGGACGAGGACGAGAUGCCCAACCUCCUGCGCUCCAUCUCCUCCGACCACGAGGACGAGGUCAGGGACGAGGCCCUCGAUAUUGAUUCAG